This is a messenger RNA of Neurospora hispaniola, 854 nucleotides long. RefSeq lists its product as uncharacterized. NCBI's taxonomy places the organism in Eukaryota, Fungi, Ascomycota, Sordariomycetes, Sordariales, Sordariaceae. The transcript has a single exon. The record is from RefSeq and is a predicted model, not a curated record. Bases 32 to 682 code for a protein of 216 amino acids.
UAGGUACCUAGAGGUAUCUGUUGACGAGAAGAUGCAAUGGAAAAAUCAUCGCGCUGCUUCAAACAGCCAUACAGUGAUACUAAUCCAUCGGUGCUUUCAAGGAUGCAGGGAUAGGUUCACCAGCGUAUAUCUACCUACGUACGCUUCGGACACUCCAAGAUUCAAUCAUCCAUGUUCACCUUCGACCUGGUCAAAAACCCGUCGUGAUCCGCGGGUUACAACUCCAAGCUUAACUGCCUAUUCCUCCCAAAUCCGGUCAUGCCCGAUCGAUAUUUCACGCAGCCCAGGCAGAAACAGAGGCCAUGAUAAAGCUUAUUCCCUUCAUCCGCAGGGAGUGGGAUAUUGGAGGCGUUCGCCAUGGAUAAUGAGGAGCGAAAUCAGUGGACAGGAUGCCAUGUGUCUCGGGCACCGGCAUUCAGACCGGCAUCUCGCUGGGCUAUCGUCGGGGGUUUCUGACCACCUACCGUGCAAUGUGGCUGACUUUGGGGUGUUUGCUGGCUUGCUUGACUUCAGAGACUCCUUCGCUGCCAGCGGCUCGGAAACCGAAGAGGACGGUCGCCCUGGGGAUUCCAGAGCGAGCUCGAGCCACAGCAGCGGCGCGCCUGAGACAUCUCACGAUGCCGGACUCGGAUACGAAAGACAUAUCACCACGGAGAGAUUCCUGAUUCAGGCGGGUGUGUAACCGUUCCGCAAGCGAGCGACUAUCCGGGCAACAGUAGCUCCCCGUUUGUUUUUCGGACUUGGCUGUUCUUCAUGGCUCAGCUUUUGUGGGCGCGGCUUGCUAUCGAUGAGCAGUAUUGAGAUUAUGGGAAUAUUUUCCUCGACUAACUUGGAUCUCAUGGAAAGAUUCACCC